AUGAGGCUACAUUUCGUAGGAGAUAUCGUAUGUCUCGUCCCUUAUUUCUUUGUAUUGUUCAUGGCAUUGAAAGUCAUGACAACAUACGAACUUCCUGCAUAUGCUUUAGACGAGUACAUAAAAAUAGGCGAAUCAACGACAAUCGAAAGCAUGAAAAGGUUUUGUCGAGCCAUAGUAGAGAUAUUUUCAGAGGAAUACUUACGAUCACCAACACCGAAUGAUGUUUCCAGAAUUCUUUACAUUGGUGAAAAACGAGGUUUUUCCGGGAUGCUUGGUAGCUUAGACUGCAUGCACUGGAAGUGGAAAAAUUGUCCUACUCCUUGGGCUGGACAAUACGCUGGCCGUAGUGGAUCACCUAAUAUAAUUUUGGAAGCUGUGGCAGAUUAUGAUCUUUGGAUUUGGCAUGCAUAUUUUGGAUUACCAGGCACUAAUAAUGAUAUCAAUGUGCUGGAGUCUUCUCACCUUUUGGAACGCGCAUUCGGAGUGUUACAAUCUCGUUCUGCUAUUUUGAAAGGACCAGAUGAGCAUGAUCUCGAUGCACCGAUUGAAGUUGAAAGAGAAGUUCCACCUCUAGCGGUCCAAAUAGCAGAAGAUGAUGAUAUUCGUUUCCAAGAGUUUCUAGGUCGAUUCAAAAAAAGAAAAGAUAAAGAAGCUCAUUUCUCACUUUGA
Molecule: messenger RNA, 669 nt
Organism: Capsella rubella
Lineage: Eukaryota; Viridiplantae; Streptophyta; Magnoliopsida; Brassicales; Brassicaceae
Exons: 3
Coding region: 1-669 (222 amino acids)
Source: RefSeq, a predicted model, not a curated record